Polyodon spathula (Mississippi paddlefish) is the source of this 2062-nucleotide messenger RNA. RefSeq names its product coiled-coil domain-containing protein 93-like. Gene Ontology annotation, biological process: Golgi to plasma membrane transport. The record is from RefSeq and is a predicted model, not a curated record. The coding region runs from base 7 to 1452 and encodes 481 amino acids. NCBI's taxonomy places the organism in Eukaryota, Metazoa, Chordata, Actinopteri, Acipenseriformes, Polyodontidae. The transcript has 18 exons.
GCCAUCAUGGCCGCAACCUCAGUGUUUCAGAGGCUGAGAACUGGAUCUAAGUUGGGAGCGCAAUAUGACCAGGAAGGCAACCUUAUUCAGGUUGAAACGCGUGAAGAUGAGGAGCAGAAUGUUAAAUUGGCAGAAAUCCUGGAGCUGUUGGUGGCAGCAGGGUACUUCAGGGCUCGGAUCAAAGGGCUUUCUCCGUUUGACAAGGUUGUGGGUGGGAUGACCUGGUGUAUUACAACCUGCAACUUUGACAUAGAUGUAGAUUUACUUUUUCAAGAAAACUCUACAAUUGGUCAGAAAAUAGCGCUUACUGAAAAAAUUGUGUCUGUCUUGCCGAAAAUGAAAUGCCCUCAUCGUCUAGAGCCUCACCAGAUCCAGGGUCUUGACUUCAUUCACAUUUUUCCUGUUGUACAGUGGAAAAAAAAACGCGCCAUUGAAACAAACAAAUGGGUGGGACGAGAUUACAUUCGGGCAUACUCUGUGUCACAGUUUCAGAAAACACAUAGCAUUCCAGAGGAUAAUGAUUUUAUGCAGAGAAAAGAGAAGGCCAUUAAAACAGUAAUGGAUGUUUCUGAGGUUUAUAAGCCUCUGCGGAAAUACAAGAGGCAGGUUGAUGCCGAGGAACUAGUUGAUGAAGAAUCCAGAGUACACUCCACAUUGCUGGAGUAUGGAAGACUCCCUGAUUACAUACUACUGACUUGUCUUUUUUGUGUUAUGGCAUGUGUGUGUGUGUGUGCUAGUGUCCUUCAGAAGCUGAGAGCGUUGGUUGCUAUGAAUGAAAACCUUAAGAAUCAAGAACAAGAAUUCCGUACUCAUUGUCGGGAGGAAAUGACUCGUUUGCAGCAGAGUAUUGAAAACCUAAAAAUUGAAUCAGGAGAUGAUGAUGGUGAAGAAAAGGAACGAAACCAACUGAUAGACAAACAGUAUAAUACAGACAAAGAGAAGCUCCAGAAGAUCAGGCUGUUGCUGGCCCGAAGGAAUAGAGAAAUUGCUAUACUGCAGAGAAAGAUUGAUGAAGUACCAAGCAGAGCUGAACUAACCCAGUAUCAAAAGAGAUUUAUUGAACUCUAUGGUCAGGUUGCAGCAACCCACAAAGAAACCAAACAGUUCUUCACCCUCUAUAAUACACUGGAUGACAAAAAGGUGUUUCUGGAAAAAGAGGUUAAUUUGCUGAACUCCAUUCAUGACAACUUUCUGCAAGCUAUGGCAUCUUCUGGAGCCCGAGAGCAAUUUCUGCGACAGAUGGAACAAAUUGUUGAGGGAAUUAAACAGAACAGAAUUAAGAUGGAGAAAAAGAAACAAGAAAAUAAAAUGAGGAGAGAUCAGUUAAAUGAUGAGUAUCUGGAAUUAUUAGAGAAACAACGGCUCUACUUUAAAACAGUGAAAGACUUUAAAGAGGAGUGCCGGAAGAAUGAAAUGCUGCUUUCAAAGUUAAGAGCUAAGGGGGCAUCCUAGACACCAUUGUGAAAUCAAAAUAUCCUUUUUUUUUUUUUUUUUUUUUUUGUGUAAUCAAGACCUACUAAUCUUAAAUGGAAAGCCUUAUGUGUUGCAUCUAAGUCAAGUUCAUCCACAUUUUUGCAGUUUAAGCUACAUGAAAGAAAUUAAAUAUUUGCAAAAAUGUGGUUAAAUAAAUUGACAAAGUUUUGACGAGAUCCCGUUUAACAAAGUGUUUAAACUUAAUGGAUGAAAUACAUAUUCUCUGUUUCUGUCUGUUCAGUUCUCAUUUACAAUUAAUAUAGAAUAUAGGUAUAACAAAACAUAAUGUGGUUUUUAAUCUAUACAUGUAGUACUAUACAUUUAUGAACAUACUAAACCCAGAUAUGUCAAGGAAACUUCUCCUUUUUAUAAGUAAUGUUUGUUUUUUUCAUUACUUUUACAUAAUAGAUGUCAAAGGUGUAUGCAAAUUUUUGUCAUUUCAUUAUAUUGUAGUGUAUUGCAUGUCUUAUUUAACUCAUUAUAUACUGUAUGAUUCUGUCUUCAUCUUUAGCGGCUGUAGAUAAACCUGACUGGAAUAUGUUAAAACCGUUGUGAACUGUAGGACAAAAAUAAACAAGGUUGGAAUGCA